AAAUGGUUAGUGCUCUUUAUAGGUAUCAAAACCUGCGAAUUCACACGCAACAUUCAGGCAGAUAAAUUACGUGCGCAACAACAACUAGAGGCGUUACAGGCUAGAUAUGUUGGUACAGGCCAUGCAGACACCACAAAAUUUGAGUGGACAUCAAAUAUUCAACGCGAUAGCCGUGCUAGUUACAUUGGACAUCCACCGAUGUUGAGUUACAUGGCAAUUGGCCUUGGAGAGUGUCGCGAAAAAGUUAGAGCUCAGAUAGUUGAGAAAAUGAUACAGCCUGUGGGAAAGCCACCUGAGGUACAGGAUUAA
Blumeria graminis f. sp. triticale is the source of this 309-nucleotide messenger RNA. The record is from the annotation of a GenBank genome assembly. Lineage: Eukaryota; Fungi; Ascomycota; Leotiomycetes; Helotiales; Erysiphaceae.